Molecule: messenger RNA, 6386 nt
Organism: Oryzias latipes (Japanese medaka)
Lineage: Eukaryota; Metazoa; Chordata; Actinopteri; Beloniformes; Adrianichthyidae
Gene: elavl3
Product: ELAV like neuron-specific RNA binding protein 3
Cellular component (GO): ribonucleoprotein complex
Molecular function (GO): RNA binding
Source: RefSeq, a predicted model, not a curated record
CAUUGCAGCAGAGGCACAGAAGGAGACUGUGAGAGGAGCAAGGAAUUACACACAAAAGCAGCGGAACCAGAACACCCUCCCCUGGACACACCCUGCUGAGGAUCACUGCUUCUCUUUUUUCUGAUCCGUCGCCCACGCCACUCGGAGAGAACCCUCUCCCUCAUCAUCAUCCAGCAGAAAACUCUUUUCUCCUCAUUUUUAUCCUAUAGAGGACACCUACAAUCUCGGAGGGCUGAGAUCCCUUGACGAAGAUAGUAUUUUUUUCCUUUUUUUCUUUUUUUUCUUUUCAUUUUUGACUCCGAACAAAAGGCCAAAUAAUAGCAGCAAAGACAGACACUACCUUCAGCGUCAAGACCAGUGGAAAAGGAGGACCUAGAUUUCUUUCAUUGUACGUCAAGAAUGGUUACUCAGAUAAUCAGCACCAUGGAAACCCAGGUGUCCAACGGUCCAAGCGGAACCAGUCUGCCCAACGGCCCAGUCAUUAGUACAAAUGGCUCCACGGACGACAGCAAAACCAACUUGAUCGUCAACUACCUGCCUCAGAACAUGACCCAGGAAGAAUUUAAAAGUUUGUUUGGUAGCAUUGGAGAGAUUGAGUCCUGCAAGCUGGUCAGGGACAAGAUUACAGGUCAGAGUCUGGGAUACGGCUUUGUAAACUAUGUGGAUCCAAACGAUGCAGAUAAGGCCAUCAACACGCUUAACGGUCUCAAAUUGCAGACCAAAACAAUCAAGGUAUCAUACGCCCGACCAAGCUCAGCUUCAAUCCGGGAUGCCAACCUUUAUGUGAGUGGACUUCCAAAAACUAUGAGCCAGAAAGAUAUGGAACAGUUAUUUUCCCAGUACGGUCGCAUCAUCACAUCCCGUAUCCUUGUGGACCAAGUUACAGCAGGCAUAUCACGGGGAGUAGGCUUCAUCCGGUUUGACAAGCGAAAUGAAGCAGAAGAGGCCAUCAAAGGACUGAAUGGACAGAAGCCUUUGGGUGCAGCUGAACCCAUAACGGUCAAGUUCGCCAACAACCCCAGCCAGAAGACGGGCCAGGCCUUACUGACUCAGCUAUACCAAACCGCCGCCCGCCGCUACACAGGACCCCUUCACCACCAGACUCAACGUUUCAGUGUGAUCCCUUCACUUGGAAAGGGACCAGAUCCAAAUAACAGCUCAAACACAAUACUCGACAAUUUACUAAACGCCAGCUACGGAGUCAAGAGAUUCUCCCCCAUCACUAUUGACAGCAUGACCAGCCUGGCUGGGGUCAACCUCACCGGCCCGACCGGCGCCGGCUGGUGCAUCUUUGUGUACAACCUGUCCCCGGAGGCGGAUGAAAGCGUCCUGUGGCAGCUCUUUGGGCCUUUCGGUGCCGUCACAAAUGUCAAAGUCAUCCGUGACUUCACCACCAACAAAUGUAAGGGCUUCGGCUUCGUCACCAUGACCAACUACGACGAGGCCGCCAUGGCUAUUGCUAGCCUUAACGGCUACCGCCUGGGUGACCGCGUGCUGCAGGUUUCCUUCAAGACCAGCAAGCAGCACAAGGCUUGAAAGAGAGGUUGCUCAUUCCAGCUUGUUCGACCUGCAGGGAGACAAACCUGAGCUCCCCGCGACAUCACUCUACAUGGGCCUGGACUGAGUCUCUCUGACAUACUGUCACACAAAAACCACACGAAACAGACAUUCAUGAACAUGCGACCAAGCAAACACACAAGUCAGAGUUUCAAACAAACACACUAGUCGAAUUUUUCUUUUCUCUUUUCACAACAUUCUAGUCAUUCUCUGUAUUUGCCUGGAUUGAAUUAGAAAGGGCCUCAGGGUAAGGACAAGAGCUAUCUACUUAGGAGACAGUCUAACGAAUGUGACAGAGAAUGUGAACUGAGUGCUUUGAUUGAAUUCAGGCAAACAACAACAACCGAUGAACAAAAUUAUCAAAAAAAAAUUUAAGUGAACAUAUAUGUGCAAUUUACCCAAACUCUUACCCCACCAUCUCUCCUGGGGAGGAGAGGAUGUAGUCACCUUUUUUACACUUGGGCAUUUUGAAUCAGCAAUUUUUUUAGAUCAAAGAAAAUUAAACAAAAAAAAAGAAAUAAAAAAAACAGUGUUCUAUUAAAAUAUUACUAUAUAUUCAAUAUUUAAGCUCGUUAUAAUAGCCGAGUAUGUAAGCAUUUUCUAGAAACUUUGACUACCGUUUCCUGACCUGCAGUAGGCGGUGCCUAGCGUGGAGGUAGUUUACCAUGUUUGAGCUUUUUAGCUCAGACUCAAUAUGGUUUAGCUUAACUAAUGGAUACCGGUCACAGAAAAGAUUAGCUCAAAGGCCUUCACGAUCACUUCUCCCUCACAGCCUCACACAGCAGAACAAAUAUGUAUUUCAGACAUUAGUACCUAGAAAGAUUUACACAUAUGUACUCCUCCAAAGCUGUAUUUCUUUCUAAUCUUAUGGAUUUUAUACAGACAGACUGUCUGUGAAGCCUGGAUUGAGCUGCAGUGCUCUCAAGGCGACGAUCUUCUUUAGUAAUUCUGUGCUGGGCUAGAGAGUGAUUGGGAAAUGUGCGACUGCGAGGGGAAAUCCACUUCUUUACAGCAACAGAAAAUACCGGUGUUUUUAAUAUUUUUUUAACCACAUAUUUUCCUGUUUGUCUGUAUUUGCCUUCUUUGUUUAUGCUCCACAGCCUUUUUUAUUCUACUUAGCAACAAUACUUUCAAAAGAAAACCCCAAACCAGAAGGUGAUUGAUAUAAUUAACACUCAUGUGGUCUGAUUUUGAACAUUCUUCACAGAAGAAGCUCCACCUCAGUAACACAGAAUUCUGCAAGAAUGACAAAGUAAAAGCACCGGUAUUAUUCUACUGUUCAGUGCACAGAUCAAAAGAUCAUUUAAAAAACAAGGAAUACAUAUCGAGUUCAGUACAUUUAUGGGAUCUAUGGAUAUAUUUCAGACUGAGUCAUGUUUGGCAUGGAUAUCUGGCUUUGUAAAAAUGAUCAAAAAUCCUUCGAGGAGAAAAAUGACCUGCUCUUCCAACUGAUAAAUGCUCCCAAAGCUUGUUCUCUCCUGAAAAAACGUCGAACUCCUGCCCCAUGAGAGAGGACUGUACAAUAAAUACAAAAAAUAUAUAAAUUCCCUGAGAUCUGUUUGGUUCAACUACAAAAAUAGAUGUUUUAAAAUAUCCCCAACCCAAGUGCAUGAGGAUUAUUUAUGGCACCCUUGAAGACAUGAAAUAAUCCCAUUCAUCUGAACAGACAGUUAUGCCCAGACUUACCACAAAGAAAGCUCAUGUCUUUCAAUAUCACUACACCUGCACAUGAUAAUAGAUUAAAAAAAAGGUCAACUAUAUUCAAGACAUUUUUGCUUUUGCUUUUCUAAGUGACGCUGUGUUAGCCAAAGAGGACGAUCUCUUUGAAAGGAUUACAUUAGAGAUAAAUCUAUUUUUAUACAUACAAAGAAACAAGAUCUUGUGCUGAAUUUUUACAGAUUCUAAAGCUUGGAAAAUUGGGGCAUCACAUUGCUUUGUUUUGAACCCUCUGAUCUUUGCAGAGUAAGAGGGGAAAAGCAUGCGGUGUUUGGGUGGGGAUUCAGGGAGGGGGGCGAAGGAGCAAUGUAUCUCACACAAAACGUAACCGUCUAACCAUGUCAAAGUGAGAAAGAAAACAACAAAACAAACAGAGACGAAUCUACUGGAAAAACAGUCAAACAGUUUGGGGUCUAACCUAAAAGACAGAUUUAUGGUUUGGGAGUUUUCAGACACUCACACCUCUCAACCUGAAAUUCUGUAAAUUGCUGCUUCAAUGAUGAAGCAAAGAGAAGGUCUUUGACGUGAGAAUCCCAGAAAUAGCAGCAGUGAGCUUGAAGAAACCGAAUAGCUUCUUGCAAAAAACAGCCGCAGAUCCAAACAGUGACGCAUAUAUAUAAUGAACACUAAGCAUGAGUCUUAAUGAUUAGAUAGAUUUGAGUUUUGCCAAAGAAUUGCUUUGCAAGUCAGCAUCAAGAAGGAUCAACUAAGACCAACUGUAAUAUUCCCUAAGUAAUUGCUGUACAAAUCUGUCUUCUUUAGUGAGUAAGGACCCUGUCAAAUUUGAGUUGGAAUUACUUUUAAACAUAUAAGUUGCGCAUAUCAGUUUCCAUUUCUAAAACUUAAAAGCCACCUUAUCGAGUGCAAAAAUCAAACAGACGCAAGUAGAUCCCAAUUGCACACAUUUCAUGCAGUAAUAGAAGGCAUAUCAAGGCAAUGAAUCAGUUCACCGGUAGAAUAAAGUAAAAAUACAUUCUCGUAAUGCAGAUCCCCUGACAUUUCAACCAUCUGCUGUCUUUGUCCUUAAAACAGUUUACAUUACAGCUCCGUAAAUAGUUUUACUCGCAUUUUUUAAUCCAGUUUAUAAUUUUUCAUCCCCUAAAAUUGCUGGCAACAGCUGGCUAAGGCCAGCAAUAGCACAGGAGACUGAGCGCUUGGCGAGCCCAGAAACAAACGUGUUACCCAUGUUGACCCGCAGCUGAAGUCGUUUACCACGCCAUGUCCUAUGUCUUGCAGUCACCCCACAAACCAAACGUGCAGUUCACAAUAUUUAACUUUCAUUCAAGAUACAAAGCCACACCCGAUGUACAGCUGAGAGCCACGGACUAUGGCAGGAAACAGUACUACACUGCUUGAGCAACAACAAUAAUCAUUUUGAAAAGACAAAAAAAUUUUCCUAUGGAACAGUAAGUGCAAUGUGCUUUGUUUUUAUAUUGACUCAGAACAAAUGAUAUAUAUAUUUUUAAAGAAGAAAUUAAAUGUCACACUGAAAAGGUUUGCGAAACAGUGAAAGAAGCAAAUGUUCAAACAAACAAAAAAAAAGCAUUAUAACAAACAGACGCACUGAUUAAACGCAUCUAGAGCUCUGAUUUUGAACAUUUCACUUCCUCAGUCCCUAAUUUGUGCUCUGACCAUGCAAGCUCAAACAAACCCUGCAUAUCUGGCCUACUUAAUGAAGCAAUUCUCAAAGACUUUGAAAGAAAAACUGUCAAAUACAUCAUCAGUUUUUGCCCAUGUCGAUUUCAAAUAUCAUUUUUACUUGUAAUGUAUUGAUUUCAAAACUCACUUGUUAAUUAGUGUAUUUGUGUUGUUGAUGUUGCCAUAGAGAACACACAUGGGUCAAAGAUUUUUUAUUUUUGGGUUGCAUUGAUUGGGUACAGUUUUCUUUUUCUUUUUUUUCCUCCACGUUAUUAGUUGCAGUUUUUACAGUGUAUGCAGAUUUUAGACUUAGUUAGAUUUUUUUAUUUAAAUCAAACUGUGUUCAAUUGUGUUUGUAAAGUCUGUGGUAGCUUUUGUUGCAACAUAAAAUAAUUUAAACAGAAAAAAUUCAAAAUAGCGCCAAGAAACUUGUAUUAUUUGGGCGACUUUAAGCUUGUAGUUUUAACUUAUUGUUAACUUAAAAACUAUUUAUUAUCAUUAUUAUUAUUGCCUCGUAUAAAGUAUGUUUUGUGUAUAUUUAUGGUUUAUUUCAUUAUAUUUGCAAGUUUAAAAGAAUUUAAGUUUGCCAAAAUUGUGGUUACACCAUUUUGUUUCUUAAAAGGGAGACACAUAGAAAAACAGCUUUAGAAUUUGGAAACGUUCUCCAUAGUCAAAGAAUGCACUGCUAUAUUUAACUAAUUGAAGUGUAUAAACAUACAUGCUGUGUGCUAGAUGUUAUGCCUUUACUGCCUGUGUUCUGUUUGUCUUGUUAAAUGAAAAUCUUUUAAUUAUUUAAUCUAAUCACAGUCUUGUUUUUUCAACCACUCGUCAAAUCCCCUGAGAGAAGGAGAAGGCCAUCUUUUGAGGCUUCAGCCCGCUUGAAGGUGCAACAACUAGCCAGUUUGAGUUUGAGUCGCUCACAAGAAGCUUUCCUGUUUUGCUGAUGGGUACAUUUAUGAAAAGGCUAGAUAACUGGUAUUGAAUUUACUCUAAAUGUGUGACAUUGGGGGAAAAAAUGCAUUUCCCUGGUAUUGAAAAUGGGCUGCAGAGCUUCAAAAAGCUGCAGGAAGGUUUUCUUGGGAGCACGUUGAGUUGUAAAGGGGUGAGUGGUCCUUCUGUUUAUCAACUGUAUUUUGUGUCUAUUUAUUUAGAAAAGGGGACGCAGUAACUUAGUGAAGUUUUUCUUACACUUUCCUGGAAUGGUAGAACAAAUCAAAGGUGAAAAUGAUCAAACAGUUCUGCGGACGCCACCGUCAGCAGGGAAACUGCAAAAUCACAUACUUCCAGACAUGACCAAAUGAACAAUGUCAAAAUUUAACAAAGGAAAAAAAAAAAGAUAAACCUUUCAGUUUAGAAUAGGAUAUUUAUUACUGGGAUUUCAGCUGAAGACGCUUGAAGACUUUUUCAUGGAAUUGUUUAAUUAUUUGUAUUUUACAUGCCAGAAAAAUAAAAUAAAAGUUACAAAUGCAAAUGUC